Fibroporia radiculosa is the source of this 1026-nucleotide messenger RNA. RefSeq lists its product as uncharacterized. The transcript has 4 exons. Bases 1 to 1026 code for a protein of 341 amino acids. The record is from RefSeq and is a predicted model, not a curated record. Lineage: Eukaryota; Fungi; Basidiomycota; Agaricomycetes; Polyporales; Fibroporiaceae. Gene Ontology annotation, molecular function: oxidoreductase activity.
AUGAGAGCCAUCGUCUGCCCGCGCGUACCAAUUUCCCCGUCCGAGUUGGUCUACACGACCACUCACCCUGCGCCGACGCCCAAGGAAGGCCAUGUUCUCGUCCGCGUGAAAGCGUAUGGUCUCAAUCGUUCUGAGCUGUUCACGCGCCAGGGUCUUUCGCCUGGAAUACACUUCCCGAGAGUGCUCGGUAUCGAGUGUGUCGGGUUGGUGAAAGACACAGGCGGAAGCUCAAAGUGGAAAGAGGGCGAUGUUGUCGCUGCCUGCAUGGGCGGUAUGGGUCGUCAGUUCGACGGUGGAUAUGCGGAGUAUGCCCUCGUCCCGCACAAAUCUGUGUCACCUCCGGUACAACUUCCCAAAGACAUGAGCUGGGCGCAGUUUGCUGCUAUUCCGGAGACAUUCCUCACUGCAUGGGGUACACUCAGCGAGUCUUUGCACUUGAAGCCGACGGACACGCUCCUCAUUCGCGGUGGAACAAGCAGCGUCGGGCUUGCCUGUGCGGCGCUCGCCAAAUCGUCGCUCUUUGCCACAGACCCUAGACCGAUUGUGAUCUCGACCACGCGCAACAAGGAUAAAACCGCAGCCAUCAAGGCCGCCGGUGCGGACAUCGUGUUAAUUGACCGGAGCGACUCUGUCAGCGAGGAUGUCAAGCAGGCAACUGGAGGCCGAGGUGCGGACAAGUGUGUAGAGCUUGUCGGUGGAACGACCUUGGUCGACUCGUGCGCGAGCCUUGCGGACAAUGGGGUGGUGUCGAUGAUAGGGUGUCUGUCUGGGGAGUGGACAAUAAAGGACUUUGACCCAAUGCAAGCUCUUACUCCUUGGAAGCACUUGGCGAUGUGUUCGUCUCACUAUCUCGACAUUUCAACAGCCCCCCUGCAGUGGAUUGUCAAUGCAGUGGCCUUCGGAGAGCUUAAGUCUAGCGUAGACAGGGUAUUCAAAAUGGAAGAUACGGGCAAGGCUCACGCAUAUAUGGAGGCAAAUUCUGCAGCGGGAAAGGUGGUCUGUCUUGUUGACGACGAGGAUAGGUAA